AUGAAUGUCAUUCCUGAAAUUCUUAUCAAUAGAGAUAGAUAUAUAGUUGAUUCAAAUCCUCCUGCUUCUGAAAUAAAAGCUGCAGUUUAUGAACUGGAUCAUGAUAGUUUUCCAGGUCCAGACGGUUUUGGUGGUUGGUUCUACAUGAAAUGUUGGGGAAUAAUUGGUUCAGAUGUAAUACUGCUAGAGAAGGUGAAGAAUGCUAAAAAGCCUCAACAAUUCAGGCCAAUUUGUUUAGCAAAUUUUUUCUUCAAAAUAUUUACAAAAAUUAUUGCAAUGAGGUUAAGUAUCAUUUUGAGUAAGAUUAUAUCUCCUCAACAAGGUGGUUUUAUCAAGGGCAAGUCCAUUCAAGAGCAGAUUGCUUUGGCUUCUGAAAUGGUAAAUGAGAUAGACAUCUCAAGAAGAGGAGGGAAUGUUGCUAUGAAAAUUGAUAUCACUCAGGCUUUUGACACCAUUAGAUGGGAAUUCUUAUUUGAAGUCUUAAGAAAAUCGGGCUUUUCUGCAUCUUUUAUUACUUGGCUGGAAACACUAUUCACAUCAGCAAGAAUCUCAGUCUUGGUAAAUGGAGGUCCAGCAGGUUAUUUCUCUACAAGCAGAGGGCUUAGACAGGGGGAUCCACUUUCCCCUGUCUUAUUUAUCAUUGCAGAAGAUGUUUUAAGUAGGGCUUUAAUAAAAAUGGUGAAAGACAAUAAACUUGUCCCUACGGUGAACAGAAAUGGCAUUUGUCCUACACAUAUCUUCUUUGAAGAUGAUAUGUUUCUCUUUUAUAAUGGUGAUAAGAGGAAUAUAAAGAGAUUAAUGAAGACCCUUAAUGAAUAUCAAGAAGCUUCUGGUCAGAUAAUUAGCUCUACAAAGAGUAAAUGUUUUGUUGGAGGCACCACCAAUAUCAUAAAAGAAGUUAUUGCUGAGGAAUGUCACAUGAAGUUAUCAACUUUUCCAGAAAAAUAUUUGGGAGUAAUGUUAUUCCCAGGAAGAGUUAAGUCAAGUCAUGUCUGGGGGAUUGUAGAACAACUACAAUCAUAUCUAGCUGGAUGGAAAGUUCAUGAAUUACCUGUAGUAGAUGGCUCAACAGAUAAACUAAUAUGGAGUGUUUCAAAUUCAGCCAGUGUUCAUCCCACAGUUAAAGGUGCAAUAUGGAAGUUAGCAAGUAACAUCUGUGCAACUGAUGAUAAUCUGAAGAAAAAGGGAGUUCAAAUAACUUCAAGAUGCUACAUUUGCAAAAAAGAAGAAGAAAGUCUAGAUCAUUUGCUAUGGAAUUGUGACUUUAGUACCAAUCUUUGGUUAUGGAUGAGGAAUGUUUUCAAUUUCAGGAAUCCCAGUUCUUUUCAUGACAUUCUUGGGCUUGCUAAAUAUAAAAGUUCAGUUAUUCUAGAACUCUGGAUAGCAUUUGUUUUACUUAUUUUGAGAGAAAUCUGGUUUUUUAGAAAUAACCUGAUAUUUGAGGAAGAAGUUGAUAGUCUGAACAAAACAAAACAGAAGAUUAUAUUCUUAACUGAUGAAGGAGAAUUCAUACUUAAAGGUUGUAUGAAGAAUGAGGAUUAUGAUCUUCAAAUACUGAGUUUCAUUGGUUUAAAGUACAGGAAAACUUACUCUGCAAAAGUAAUGGAGGUGCAUUUCACUUUACCAAACCCCCCAACUAUACUUAUUUGUUGUGAUGGUGCAUCUAAAAGGAAUCCAGGUAUGGUUGGAUAUGGUUUUGUUGCAAGAAAAGGGAUGGAAUUUCUGGUUGCAGUAGCAGGUGGAAUUGGGGUUGCUACAAACUACUAUGCUGAAGUUAUGGCCAUAAUUUGUGCAGGGGAGUGGGCUGUGCAAAACAAUCACUUACAGAUAUGCUUCAGGUCUGACUCAAAAGCUGCAAUAUUAGCAUUUUCCAACAACAAAAUUCCUUGGUUUGUAAUAACAAGAUGGAAUAAAGUCUGUGCAAAGCUCCAUAAUUUUGUAUUUGAAAAUUCAUAUAGAGAAAUAAAUACUUGUGCUGAUAACCUAGCAAAAGAAGGCAGUGGGCUUGAUAAGAACUGUAUUAAAGUUUAUGCUGAGAGUAGUACUCUCAGUUUAGAGUCCCCACAUCAGGCCUAUUAUAGAUUUUAUUAG
This is a messenger RNA of Papaver somniferum (opium poppy), 2091 nucleotides long. RefSeq lists its product as uncharacterized. The transcript has 4 exons. NCBI's taxonomy places the organism in Eukaryota, Viridiplantae, Streptophyta, Magnoliopsida, Ranunculales, Papaveraceae. Gene Ontology annotation, molecular function: RNA-DNA hybrid ribonuclease activity; nucleic acid binding. The record is from RefSeq and is a predicted model, not a curated record. Bases 1 to 2091 code for a protein of 696 amino acids.